Molecule: messenger RNA, 2712 nt
Organism: Ctenopharyngodon idella (grass carp)
Lineage: Eukaryota; Metazoa; Chordata; Actinopteri; Cypriniformes; Xenocyprididae
Gene: pax6a
Product: paired box 6a
Exons: 14
Coding region: 553-1932 (459 amino acids)
Biological process (GO): regulation of transcription by RNA polymerase II; anatomical structure development
Molecular function (GO): RNA polymerase II cis-regulatory region sequence-specific DNA binding; DNA-binding transcription factor activity, RNA polymerase II-specific
Source: RefSeq, a predicted model, not a curated record
CGAGGUUAAUAUUUAGAGAAAGUUGAUGGUGAGACUGGGACGUCUUUUUUUAUUCCGAACCACGUUUAAAGUGAGGUAUUUUGAACUCAUCAAGACAACACAGUUAACGUGCGACGUUUGCGUGUGUCGUAAGAAACACGAGGGAGAGUCCAAAGUUGGACCUGCUUUCAUCUGUUAAAUAGGCUAGUAUUUUCAUCAAGACUACAAAGAGGGGUUUACAAUCUCUCACAACUUUUUCGUGGUUCCCUUUUCGGCUUGUUGGACUGGAUAUUAUUUACUUUGGGAGUUGUUUUGUGAAACGGAUCCGGAGGGGUGCUCUCUAGACACUCUCUCACGUCUCGAAACUCAUUUGGAAACGUGCCUCUCAUAACGAAAUCACAUAUGAUUCGCUAGCGGAACGGGCUAUAUAGCGUUUAUUGAGGGAAUUUAAAUUUUCCACCCGAGAUCAGUUGGAAACUAUAAAAGACAAACUGUUUGAGGACGAUUUUCUUCAGAGUUUUCUCCUUAUUGUAAACGAAGUAUACCAGCGAGGAUACGAAAGCUGUUGGAACUAUGCCUCAAAAAGAAUACUAUAACCGGGCCACGUGGGAAUCUGGCGUCGCGUCCAUGAUGCAAAACAAGGUGUAUGACAUCUGUAACGAAGGUCACAGUGGAGUGAACCAGCUCGGCGGUGUGUUCGUCAACGGCAGACCGCUGCCCGACUCCACGAGACAGAAAAUAGUUGAACUCGCUCACAGUGGCGCGCGGCCGUGUGACAUAUCCCGGAUUCUGCAGACCCAUGCUGAUGCAAAAGUCCAAGUGCUGGACAAUGAAAACGUGUCGAACGGCUGUGUGAGUAAAAUCUUGGGUAGAUACUAUGAAACAGGCUCCAUCAGACCCAGGGCGAUCGGAGGAAGUAAACCACGAGUAGCGACUCCCGAGGUGGUCGGCAAAAUUGCCCAGUACAAGAGGGAGUGUCCGUCAAUCUUCGCGUGGGAAAUCCGAGACAGGCUGCUAUCAGAGGGGGUCUGCACAAACGACAAUAUACCCAGUGUGUCAUCGAUAAACAGAGUACUGCGCAACCUGGCUAGCGAAAAGCAACAGAUGGGCGCAGAUGGCAUGUAUGAAAAGCUGAGGAUGCUGAACGGUCAGACCGGCACGUGGGGGACCCGGCCGGGCUGGUACCCCGGAACCUCAGUGCCAGGACAGCCCAAUCAAGAUGGCUGCCAACAGUCAGACGGAGGCGGUGAGAACACAAACUCAAUAAGCUCCAAUGGGGAAGACUCAGAUGAAACACAAAUGAGGCUUCAGCUAAAAAGAAAAUUGCAAAGGAAUCGCACAUCUUUCACACAAGAACAAAUAGAAGCACUUGAAAAAGAAUUUGAGAGAACGCACUAUCCUGACGUGUUUGCGCGAGAGAGACUUGCUGCGAAAAUAGAUUUACCAGAAGCAAGAAUACAGGUGUGGUUCUCAAACAGAAGAGCAAAAUGGAGGAGAGAAGAAAAGUUAAGAAAUCAAAGAAGACAAGCCAGCAACUCUUCGAGUCACAUACCCAUCAGUAGCAGCUUCAGCACUAGCGUUUAUCAGCCAAUCCCUCAGCCCACAACGCCAGUAUCCUUCACAUCAGGCUCCAUGUUGGGAAGAUCAGACACAGCCCUUACGAACACAUACAGCGCCCUGCCACCAAUGCCAAGCUUCACCAUGGCCAACAACCUUCCUAUGCAACCCAGCCAGACCUCAUCCUACUCCUGCAUGUUGCCCACUAGUCCUUCGGUGAAUGGGCGGAGCUAUGACACAUACACACCACCGCACAUGCAGGCACAUAUGAACAGCCAAUCAAUGGCCACCUCAGGCACAACCUCAACAGGUCUAAUUUCGCCUGGGGUGUCUGUACCAGUCCAAGUGCCAGGCAGUGAACCAGACAUGUCCCAAUACUGGCCCAGACUACAGUGAGAACAAGACGCACAAGAACAAAAAAGAAAACAGAGGAGAGGAUAAAAGAGAGGAGCUCCUUCAUCUCCUGACUUCUCUUGGCUUCAAGGCAGGGCUGUUCAGCAGUAUUUUACUAUGGAAGGAAAAGAGGAGACUCUAAAGGACCUUUUUGUACUGGGAUAGUGCCACUUCUCUAUCAUUCUUUGGACACAAAGACUUGAAGAAUAAAAGAGAACAGACUUCUGUAAAGUGCCCGGUAUUAUAUCGUAAAAUGGAAAGAAAAAAAAAUCUCUGUUUUUCAGUUUCCAAAUUAAGUCAUUUUGAUGUAUUUGUACAUGUAAUGGCCAAUUGUAUGUUAUGACAAAAAAAGGAAAAAAAAAAUUGAACAACCAUGGAUGGACUGUCAAACUAAGUUGGUCUUGCAUCGGUGAACAGAAGAACAUUUGUGCAGGCUUAUUCAUCAUUGUUUUUUCAUCAUCAGCUGAUAUCAAGAACAUCUGCCCAUUUCUGUUUCAAAUGUGGACCUGUAGAAACAAACAAUCUCUGUAUCAUUUCAAGACAAAAAUAGCAGGAGUUCAAAGGAAGCCAAUCCAGAAUUUGUUUUCCAAAGCUUGCAGACAAAAGCAGGCUGUUGAACAUGGUGACUGCUGAACUGGAGGAGGAGGAAAAUGUUUGGUAGCUUAAAACGGUAGAUUGUGUCUUCGAUGUAAUUCAGUUUUGUUUAUGUCAAAAUAUAAGUAUUUGUCUUCCCUAGAAGUCUCGCAGAACAAUUUCUAUAAUAAAAUUAAUUUCAUUUUAUAA